UCUCCAACCAUCCACAAUCCUCCCCUGCCUGCCGAUGGUCCCGGCAACGAGUCCUUCUUCAAUGGCCUGUUGACAUCCCUUCGUGUCAGGGUACCAACCUGUCUGGUAUGGCAACUGGACGGUGGGUUCAAAAUUGCCGUGUUCUUGGGCCUCAUCACCCUCCUCCCAAUUCUUAUCGUCUUCUGGACGAACGCCUCCUCCUCUUCCCCCUGCAUGAACAACAGGAGUCCAGCUCCCAGGUUUUCCUCUGAAACACUACAUCACUUCCUGCAAGGAGGAGGAUCGGGUCAGGUACCGAGGAAGAAACAAGGCUCCCAUGAAAAUCUUUAUGCGCAAAUACUUGACGGCGAUGCAGAUAUCAACGGCGAAUACUUCAAACCCGACGAGGCUACGCUGGAUAUUGGACGUGCCUGGGGCACUCUAUCCAAAUUCCCCAGCGUAAACUACCGCGCCCAAGUGACGGGCAUCACGCUCGGGCGCAACCAGACUAAGUGA
Messenger RNA from Pyricularia pennisetigena, 495 nucleotides. RefSeq lists its product as uncharacterized. The transcript is spliced from 2 exons. Gene Ontology annotation, biological process: cellular response to biotic stimulus. The annotation marks the transcript as partial. Lineage: Eukaryota; Fungi; Ascomycota; Sordariomycetes; Magnaporthales; Pyriculariaceae. The record is from RefSeq and is a predicted model, not a curated record.